This is a messenger RNA of Rhizophagus irregularis DAOM 181602=DAOM 197198, 1413 nucleotides long. RefSeq lists its product as uncharacterized. Gene Ontology annotation, molecular function: monooxygenase activity; iron ion binding; oxidoreductase activity, acting on paired donors, with incorporation or reduction of molecular oxygen. The record is from RefSeq and is a predicted model, not a curated record. NCBI's taxonomy places the organism in Eukaryota, Fungi, Glomeromycota, Glomeromycetes, Glomerales, Glomeraceae.
AUGGUUUACAACGCGUAUAUAAGUCCAUUAAGAGUAAUUCCGGGACCAAAAUUAUGUUCAUUAUCAGAAUUUUCAAUUAUGAUAAGAAGGCCUGAAGGUCGUGUUUUUGAAUGGUUUUAUCAAUUACAUCAUAAAUAUGGUAGCGUUGUAAGAGUUGGUCCAAAAUUCAUUUUAUUUUCUUCCAAGGAAGCUGUUAGACAAAUUCUCGUCAUCAAUGAUUUACCAAAAAUUGACUCUAUUGCUGGAAUUCGAGCUGACCCAGAAAUUGCAACUUUAUUCUCUGCAACUGAUCGAAUUUUUCACAAACAACGAAAACGUUUAUUAUCACCUGCAUUCUCCAUUAAAUAUAUCGCAUCACUUGAACCAUUAAUGCAAUCAUGUAUAAAUGUACUUGUCGAUAGAAUAAAGACCAUCUCAUCAAUCACAAGUAAAUCUGACUUGGCACUUAAAUUUAACGAAAAUGGUUUACCAAUCGUUAAUAUUCAUCAAUUAAUUCAAGCAACAUCAUUAGAUAUUAUUGGAGAAACGGCAUUUGGAGAAUCAUUUAAUUUAGUUGAAAAGGGUGAUCAUCCACUUCCAGGAAAAGUUUUUCAAGAAUUAAAAAGACGUGUAUUAUAUCAUACUUUUCCUUAUAUGAGACCAUUUUUAAAGAAAGAUUCUUGGACGGACGAAUUUAUUCAAAAGAUUAUUAAAGAACGUAGAAAUUUAAAUGCUCAAGGAAAAACACGUGAAGAUAUCCUACAAAUUAUAUUGGACACUCGAGAUGAAGUAACAAAUGAGGGAUUAAAUGAAUUUGAAAUUCAAGAUCAAAUUAUGGAAUUUUUAAUUGCUGGUAGUGAUACAAGUUCUUUCAGUAUCAAUAUGGCAUUAAUUAUGUUACUUCAUCAUCCAGAGAAAUUGCGUAAUCUUAUAAAUGAAUUAUCAUCAGCUUUUCCUAAUGGACCUCAAUCACUAAAUCAUGAAAAUCUUAAAGAUCUUAAAUAUCUUAACGCGGUUAUCAAUGAAAUUUUACGUCGUUUCCCAGCAGCAAUGGGUGGAAUAUUACGUCAAACGAACAGUGAUAUGAUGAUUGAUGGAUAUUUCGUACCAAAAGAUACAAUUGUAUCAGCAUCAAUAUAUCAAGUACAACAUUCAAAAGAAAUUUGGGGUGUAGAUGCUGAUGAAUUCGUACCAGAACGUUGGAUAAAUGGUGAUUCCGUAAAAUUAAAACGAAAUAUUUUUACAUUUGGCGCUGGUUCAAGAUUAUGUAUUGGAAAUAAUUUUGCUAUGAUGGAAAUAAGAUUAGUAUUAGCUUCUUUAUUAUUAAAUUUUGAAUUUGAAAUGGUAGAAAAGCAAGAUUUACAAAUUGUACAAUUUAUUACUCCAAGUUUAAGGAGUAAAAAGUUUGAUGUUGGUAUCAGAGUUAGAAAUUAA